CUCUCUCUCUCUCUCUCAUCUGAGCAGCCCCUUUAAAACCUUUCCUUACCCAACCAUGGCAGGCUCCCCAAUCUGGGCGAACAUACUGAUUCUCCUGUGUUUUCUAUCUUCCACAUUAGGGUUUGAAAAGGAAGAGGAGGUCGGUGAAUCUUUAGCCUUCAAUGAGGAGAUCCUCCUGCAGGAUUCUGAGACUGAACCAUGGAACCACAACCAGAACAAGCCCGCUCCCUUCCACCGAUCUAACACAGAUGCUUGGAGGUUGCCUGGCCAGUACAUAGUAGUACUGAAUGAAAAAGCUCAUAAAUCCCAGAUGGAACGGACAGUACACAGACUCCAAACUAAAGCAGCCAAACAUGGCUAUAUGACAGAACUUGUUCUUGUUUUCCAUGAGGUCUUCAGGGGCUUUGUCAUCAAAAUGAGCAGCGAUGUGUUAAACAUGGCACUGAGAUUGCCUCAUAUCAAAUAUAUUGAAGAGGACUCUUCCUUGUUUGCUCAGACAAUUCCCUGGAAUCUAAAUCGGAUUGUUCCUUCAGAGCAGAGAAUGGAACAGUAUAUCCUUCCAAAUUAUGGUGAUCUGGUGGAAGUGUACUUACUUGAUACUGGUGUGCAGAGCAACCAUCGAGAGAUUGAAGGGAAAGUCUUCAUUACAGAGUUUGAGAAUGUCCCAGAGGAAGAUGGCACUCGAUUCUACCGCCAGGUUAAUAAGUGUGAUAGCCAUGGAACACACACUGCAGGAAUAGUGAGUGGGCGUGACUCUGGCGUAGCAAAAGGAGCAAAUAUCCGUAGUGUGAAAAUUCUCAAUUGUCAGGGUAGGGGGACAGUAAGUGGAGCGCUGGCUGGUUUGGAGUACAUCAGGAACACUCUGAUUCUCCAGCCUUACCAACCUUUGAUUGUGCUGUUGCCAUUCGCUGGGGGAUUUAGUCCAACCUUGAAUGCUGCGUGUAGACUGUUGGCACGGACGGGAGUAGCAUUAAUUGCAGCUGCUGGGAAUUACAAGGAUGACGCUUGCUUGUAUUCCCCUGCUUCUGAACCAGAGGUAAUUACCGUUGGUGCCACAAACUAUAAUGACCAGCCAACCACCACUGGUAACAUGGGAACUAAUUUUGGUCGUUGUGUUGACCUUUUUGCCCCUGGCGAUGACAUCAUUAGUGCUUCCAGUGACUGUGUGACCUGUUUCACCUCCAAGAGUGGAACAUCACAGGCGGCAGCUCAUGUGACAGGCGUUGCAGCAAUGUUAAUGAAUGCUGACCCCAAUAUAACUGUGUCUGAAUUACGCCAGAGACUAAUUCAUUAUUCAACAAAGAAUGCAAUCAAUGAUGUGUGGUUUCCAGAGGAACAACGACUCCUCACACCCAACAGAAUUGCACGAUUGGCUUCUCCUGAGCUAACAGGCGAUCAGCUGCUCUGCCGGACAGUAUGGUCGAAGAGGUCAGGGCUUGCACACUCAGCUAAAGCUGUAGUGCUUUGCAGUGAGAAUGAGGAAAUGUUCAGCUGCUCAAGUUUUUCGAAGAACGGUAAAAGGAGGGGUGAACAUGUACAGGAAACCCAGGGGAUGAGGAAAUGUAUAGCUCAUAAUGCCUUUGGCAGUCAAGGAGUUUACGCAAUCGCUAGGUGCUGCAUCUGGCCAAGAGCUGAAUGUCUUGUUAAUACCAGUUCUGUAGCUGAUGGCGCUAUACAAAUGGCAGGCUGCCUACAUAAGGACUAUGUCCUCACUGGCUGCAGCUCACACUCCCAUACGAAGUAUAGUGAUACAGCAAUACCUCAGACAAACCAGCAAUGUACAGGACAAACUGGGAUGACCUCACAUGCUACGUGUUGCCAAGCACCAAGUCUCGAGUGUGAGGUGAAGGAACAGAGAUCCACAGGCUUUCCAGAGGUGAUGGUAUCAUGCGAUGAAGGCUGGACACUGACUGGGUGCAAUGCAUAUUCCCAUGGCUCUCACACUCAUGGAGCGUACGCUGUGGACAGCACCUGUAUAGUAACCUGUUCAGGAAAAGGGAAAGGUGCUGCAGCUAUCGCCAUUUGCUGCCGCAAACGAAGAAGAGAAUUGAAGCAUGACACCCACCUUAAUUAUAAGUAACAUUCCCAGCUGUCCCUUCCUCACAUUUUCCUUCCUCCUUUCCUGCAGGCACAAACCCUUGCUGAGAUGCCAUUCACUGUCCUGAGAAAGGGCAGCCCUCUAUUACUUUGCUCAAGUAACCAAUCUUGCUACUUGUUAGAUUAGGUGGCAAGUGUUGGUGAGCUCUCUAUGUGGACAGUUGAGUUUAAUCUUAACCUGUUUUUGACAUUUAUAUACUGCAUAGUAUCAUUCAAUGAAUAACAAUCGAAUGUAAGAAACUAACCACUCUCCAUCCAACACCCUUACCCCCUGCCUCACUCACUCUGUAGAAAGCCACAAUGUUAGAAGACAAUCUGUUUGAUUCAACUUUUAGUUUGGGCACUUUUUUUUUGUUCAAUGCUCCGAAAACAUGACUGCCUGGAAAUCACUUUGUAAAGAGAAAAUGUGAAUAGUGGUGUAAUCUAUGACAGGUCAGUAAGCAUAGUGAUCCUGCUCAUCGUAAUUAUUUUUCAGAAGAGAAAUGAACCUUCAUACUUUGAACUUUAACGAAUAUUGAACUGAGGAAAAUGCGGCGUGUCAUUCCAGUACUUGAAGAAUUUGUGAACCCACCAUCCACCUUAACUGUGGGUGUAAAAAUAUUUUUUUUGUAUCUAUUUCCAUUCAAAAUCACCUACUGCAGCUAGCAGUACAAGAUAAUCUCUGCCUAAAGGGGUCGGAUUAGAACAAGCAUCACAUAUGGUGGUGUUUAGACUUUGAGAAAUUAAUGGAAGAACAGUGGAAGUGAAGAAUGAAAUUAUUCUAUAGUCUUAGCAAUAUCUUCUUGAUUUGAAUAAUUAUCAAUUAAAAUAAUGGGUAUUGGAUAGGUAAAAGUAAGCUUUAUAUUGACAAUUUUCAGUUCGUAUAAAGCAUUAUCAAAACUGUGGCAGUUUCCCUCAUACUACCACUUGUAACAGUUUUAAUUGAACUAUUAAGUCUUAGUUGAGACUCUUAAGAAAGGUAGAGAUGGGUAGUACAAUGAUUUUGCACCUCAAACUAUUUGUAAUGAAAUGAAAAGAAGCGUGAUUUCUGGUGAAACUUAGAAAAAGCAGAGUGAUAGACAAGAGAAUUUGAUAUUUUCCCAUGUCAUUGGAAGAAUCAAGAUUAGACACUGGAAUGUUCUCAGUUUUUUUUAAACUGAGGUUUUAGUGAGCAUUUCUGGUAGGGAAACAAAAUACCAGAAAUCUUUCACUCCACAACAGUGAAAACUCCAAAUUCAUUGCUUCUAUUAAACUUUAAUUUUUCAAGGAUUUAUUUCCCUCCUUAAUUACAAAUGAUUAUCCAUUACUAAAGGAGCAAACCAACCAUCUGCACGGAGAAAUGUUUGGAAAAGGUACUUGUUGUUAGAAUUUGACCAUUUAUACUAUUUGAAGCACCCAGCACCACUGCAGUUGUGCAUGAUAGUGAGGUACUUCUAGGUUUCUUACUGCUCAGCCAUUGGGUUAUAUGAAAUAUUACAGGUUUAGGAAGAGAGUAUGAAUGCCAAUGUCAUACUGUUUCCCUAGCUCAGCAAAGCCAAAGAACGCAUCUGGACAAACAGCCUCACAUCCAGAUUUUAAAUAACUAUUAUCACUCUCCAGGGUUGGGAUUAUGAGCAGAAAGAUUCCAAUUUUGAUCCCUUGUCAGCCAAUCUUAGCAAGAGUUGAAAUUUGGACAGUGUAAUUUGUUCCAGUGUCAUUGGACAAAAGAGGAAAAUACAACAGUGAGAAGUUCUUGUUGGAAGAACAUCUAAGUGUUCUAAGAUGUUUCGGCUGAGCAUAAUGAGCUGUGUGUUAAAUUACUCUGUUCACUGUAUAUUCAUGCAGGAAAAACAGCAGCUGGGAGAACAUAGCGAAAGGUUAUCAGCAAUUCAGAACUGUAUUCCACCUCAGCCUGGUUCAUUGCAGAGAGAUCAAAUACACAGAGAAAAAAAAAUCACCCUAAACCAACACCAGUGACUGCAAGUUUCUGGAAUAGCUGCAUGAGCAAAGGUUGUUUCUUUUUAAAAAAAUUAGUUCAUUCACAGGAUCACAUCACUGAGCAUCAGAAUAUUCCAUUGUUCCACCAGAUUCCAUUUGCUCUAAACAUUUGUAAAUACUUUUGAGGUUGUGUGAUUACACUCUACAUUUUUGUACUGAUUUUUAUAUGCUUGACACAUUUAUUAAUAAAAAAAAUCUAAAAUUC
Molecule: messenger RNA, 4258 nt
Organism: Rhincodon typus (whale shark)
Lineage: Eukaryota; Metazoa; Chordata; Chondrichthyes; Orectolobiformes; Rhincodontidae
Gene: pcsk9
Product: proprotein convertase subtilisin/kexin type 9
Exons: 12
Coding region: 56-2080 (674 amino acids)
Biological process (GO): proteolysis
Molecular function (GO): serine-type endopeptidase activity
Source: RefSeq, a predicted model, not a curated record